Molecule: messenger RNA, 2539 nt
Organism: Perca flavescens (yellow perch)
Lineage: Eukaryota; Metazoa; Chordata; Actinopteri; Perciformes; Percidae
Product: protocadherin beta-16-like
Exons: 2
Coding region: 119-2539 (806 amino acids)
Biological process (GO): homophilic cell-cell adhesion
Cellular component (GO): plasma membrane
Molecular function (GO): calcium ion binding
Source: RefSeq, a predicted model, not a curated record
UUUUGCAUCGUGUGUAUUACUGUGAAGUGUUGGAUUAUCUGUUGUUUUAAGACAGCUUUUAUUUUUUCGCACUGGAUAGUAGAAGUUGUACAAGCUGAGGACACCUUUUUGUGUCAGGAUGGGAGACAAAGGAUUUGAAUCGCUUCGUCUGAUCUUCUGCUUUUCUUCCUUUAUUGUAACGCUGCACCUCGUUCAUGGAGACCUGAGUUAUUCUAUUUCAGAAGAGAUUAAACGCGACUCUGUUAUUGGAAAUCUAGCCAAAGAUCUCGGUCUUGAUCUGAGGACCUUAUCUUCCCGAAAGGCCCGUGUUGAUUUUGAGGGGACUCGUAAACGGUACUGUGAUAUUAAUCUGAGUACUGGAGAGUUGGUCACAUCGGAAAGAAUGGACAGAGAAAGCCUUUGUGGCAAGAAACCCUCGUGUGUUGUGAAAGUAGAUCUAGUGUUAGAAAAUCCUCUGGAGCUUCAUCGACUAAGUCUUCAUGUUCAAGAUGUAAACGACAACUCGCCAAAAUUCAAAAAACAAUUGAUUAAAAUGGAAAUAAGCGAGUCAGCUGAAAAGGGUAACCGCUUCUCUAUCGAGGAGGCCCAUGACGCAGAUAUAGGUCAAAAUGCUGUUCAAAGGUACAGCCUACAAAAGAACGACAACUUUAUUCUCGCUGUUGACAGCAACAAGGUUGAACUCGUGCUAGAUAGCAAACUGGAUCGAGAAAAGCAAAACGAGAUUAAUUUGCUUCUCACAGCUCUAGAUGGUGGCUCUCCUCAGAGAUCAGGUACUGUAGUCAUACACGUCACUGUACUGGAUGCUAAUGAUAACGCCCCAGUGUUUAGCCAGGCCGUUUAUAAAGCCAGUCUGCCUGAGAACUCUCCUCCAGAUACCAUAGUGAUUAAUGUUAGUGCUACUGACGCAGAUGAAGGACUGAAUGGAGAUGUGACUUAUGAUUUAAGCCAUGUGUCUGAUGACGAUGUUAAUGUAUUUUCUAUCGAUCCUAAAACUGGAGAAAUUAGAGUAACUGGAGCGAUUGACUAUGAAGAAAUUUGUUCUUUUGAAAUGAGAGUGGAAUCUAAAGAUGGUUUAGGACUUACCUCUUACGCAAAAGUUUUAAUAGAUGUUACUGAUAUGAAUGAUAAUGCUCCAGUUAUAUAUCUUAAAUCGAUGACUAACCCCAUACCUGAGAACAUGUCACCUGGUACAGAGGUGGGCAUCGUUAACGUGCAGGACAGAGACUCUGAGAAUAACGGACAGGUCCUCUGCUCCAUUGAGCAAGGCGUCCCUUUUAAGUUGGUCCCUUCUAUUAAAAACUAUUAUUCUCUGGUGACCACAGGACAACUGGACCGUGAACUAGUGUCUGAUUACAACAUUACAAUCACUGCCACUGACGAGGGCUCUCCACCUCUGUCCUCCUCUAAAACUGUUCAGUUAUUUGUAGCAGACAUCAACGACAACCCACCUGCGUUUGAGGAACAGUCGUACAGCGCAUAUGUGACUGAAAAUAACAAACCUGGCUCCACUUUAUGUUCCGUUACUGCUCGAGACCCCGACUGGAGACAAAACGGUACAGUGAUUUAUUCUCUGUUACCCGGUGAGGUGAACGGUGCCCCGGUGUCCUCCUAUCUAUCUGUUAACGGAGACACGGGGGUGAUCCACGCUGUGAGGUCGUUUGAUUAUGAACAGUUCAGGAGUUUUAAAGUCCACGUGAUGGCCAGAGACAACGGUUCUCCUCCGCUCAGCAGCAACGUGACCGUCAGUGUCUUCAUAUCGGAUGUGAAUGACAACUCUCCUCAGAUACUGUACCCCGCCCCGGAGGGCAACUCCUUCAUGACCGAGCUGGUCCCCAAAGCUGCACUCGGAGGCUCUCUGGUGUCCAAAGUGAUAGCGGUGGACGCGGACUCCGGACAGAACGCCUGGCUGUCCUAUCAUAUAGUCAAAUCCACUGAUCCGGGACUUUUCACUAUUGGUCUCCACAGCGGAGAGAUCAGGACACAGCGGGACAUUUCUGAGUCUGACAGCAUGAAACAGAACCUUAUUGUAGCAGUGAAAGAUAACGGACAGCCCUCUCUCUCUGCCACCUGUUCCAUGUAUUUACUCAUUUCUGAUAACUUGGCUGAGGUGCCAGAACUGAAGGAUAUUUCUUACGAUGAGAAGAACUCCAAACUGACCUCUUAUCUGAUCAUCGCGCUGGUGUCUGUGUCCACCUUUUUUCUGACCUUCAUUAUCAUCAUCCUGGGUGUGAGGUUUUGUCGCAGGAGAAAGCCCAGACUGUUGUUUGAUGGAGCAGUUGCCAUCCCCAGCGCUUAUCUCCCUCCUAAUUACGCAGAUGUUGACGGCACAAGAACUUUACGCAGCGCUUACAAUUAUGACGCCUACCUGACAACAGGUUCUAGAACCAGUGACUUUAAGUUUGUGACGUCUUACAAUGACAACACACUGCCUGCUGACCAGACUCUGAGGAAAAGUCCUUCUGACUUUGCUGAUGCGUUUGGAGCAUCACAUGAUUCACUGGAGCUUUGGAAGUACAUCAUGAGCAUGGUAGCUCCCUAA